GUAGUACUAGUGAGCAGCUGAUAUUUCCUUCAUAUAAAUAGAACAAGCAGAUCAGCAUUACUUCGUGUUAAAAUUACCUUGAGGUUUGCGGGCUAAUGCAAGUUUAGAGGAAUUAGGACACCCUUUUGCAUAAACAUACACCUUUUGUAACUGAAAACAACUGCAAUAUAUUUCCCACGCAAGGAGGGGAAAAGACAUGGGAGAAACUGUGACACGGGCUGCAGCUGCCAAGCUAAUGAAGAAAGCUUUCUUGGAGGCUCUGCAAUCAAAUGACUACAAAACUGUGGAGGAGUUUUUGACUGAAAAGCAAAUAGAUGUGGACAUGGUGUUUGAAGUGGAAGAUGAAAACCUGCUCUUGGCCUCCUACAAACAAGGGUAUUGGCUACCCAGUUAUAAAAUGCAACAUUCAUGGGCAACUGGACUACAUUUAUCUGUCCUGUAUGGGCAUCUGGAGAGCCUGAGGGUCCUGUUGAAGCACAAAGCGACCAUCAACUGUAGACCAAAUGGGAAAGCAGCAAUCCAUAUCGCUUGUGAAGUGGCCAAUUUGGAUUGUGUCAAGAUACUUUGCAGCCAUGGAGCAAAAAUGAAUUGCUAUUCAUUGAGUGGGCUUGCUCCGCUGCAUUAUUGUACAACAAAGAUAUCCAUGCCUUGUGCACAACAGUUAAUCUGGAAAGGUGCAGAUGUGAAUAUAAGAACAAACAAUCAAGAUGAAGAAACUCCCCUCCAUACCGUUGCUCGUUGUGGCAUCCCCGAAAUGGUGGCCUUUUAUGUGGAGCAUGGUGCUGUGGUUGAUUGUGGAAAUGCCCACAGAGAAACACCACUGGCUUGUGCAGCGUACUGGGCUCUUAAUGGUAGAGAACAGACCUACAGCACAAAUCACCACUUGAUCUGUAGGAUGUUGCUUGACUAUCAAGCUGAUGUCAAUUCACGAGAUGAGGAUUUCCGGACUCCCCUCCACAAGGCUGCCUGGAACUGUGACCACAUACUGUUGGACAUGUUGCUUGAAGCAGGAGCGGAAGCCAACCUCAUGGAUGACAACGGGUGUGCUCCUUUGCAGUACGUCCUGAAAGUGACAGGGGUGCGGCCCAGCGCCCAGCCUGAUCUUUGUUACCAGCUGCUUCUAAAUUAUGGAGCUGCCAGGAUAUAUCCGCCACAAUUCCAUAAGGUUUUGCAGGCUUGCUACUCUUACCCAAGAGCAGUUGAGGUGAUUGUGAAUUCAUAUGAGCACAUCAAGGCCACAGCAAAAUGGAGAGCAGCUAUACCUGACGAUGUUUUUGAGAUGCACAGAGAUUUCUAUGAAUCUCUUUUUGAUGCCUGUGUGAACACGCCAAGGUCACUCAAACAUUUAGCGAGAUGUGCUAUUCGGAGAACAUUGUUCCACAGAUGCUACAAAGUGAUCCCUUCACUUUUUAUUCCAGGGACACUAAAGAAUUAUUUACUUUUACAACCAGAAGGAAUAAUAUACUAAGCUUCAUUGGGGAUAAUUGCCAGCCACCUAAUACUGUAGUACUGGAGUGUAUUUACAUGAAAAAUGUAAUAAACCAAAGUUUCAAUGACAACUUUGCCUGUAAUUGGAGCAUGUGGCCAAAACUGUAAACAAAGGACCCAACUGGAUAUAGCUCUGGGUCAUAUAAAGCGCUUGGAGCUACAGCACAUACAGAGCUAUUUUAUAAUACAUUUCUUUCCCAGCUCAUGUUGUAGAACAAUACACAGAACUGGAGGAAAAGAAUUUGAUCAAUCCUUCCACCUGCUUUCUAGUUCAUAUGAUUACUAUGUUACAUAUUUCCAUGCUUGAAAAGUCUUUAAAAAUGACUCUGCAGAAGGAAUAUAAUGAAAGACUGAAGUGAUCAAAAGACCAUAAUGCUAUUUGAAUAACCAUUGGAAUCCACAUGAUUUUCAGGUGUGGAUCCCUGUAUAGCUCAAAAUGCACCAUUCAUGCACAAAAGAAAAGUCAGCAUGUUUGUGGGAACCCCAAGAUGUGUAGACCUAUUCCCUUCAAAAAAUCUAGAAAGAGAUGGAGAAGCUCCAAAGUGCCCAAUGGAAAUUGAGCAUACCUUUAAUGAUGACUGAAUAUAUUCAGUGGCCAUAGACUAUUGUUGACUGAAUAUACUCAUAUAUACUUAAUAGGGGGCAGAGCAAGGGAAUGUAAAGGAACAGAAAUCAGUAGUGGCUGUUGGCUCCUGUAUCAGUGGGGCAGUGGCUCCACUACAGGUGUUAAUCCAGAUUUUAAAGGAGGUAUUCAGUAUGCUGAGCUCUAUCUCCAAAAUAAGUUCAACACCUUGGAAAGUUCCUUAAAGACUCGGCAAAAUCUGGGAAGGAUUCACCAGCCCACUGACAUGAGAACCACCAGCCACCAUGGAAUGGAAUGGCGCAUUCUCGAAAAGGCCAUAGCUGGCUCACUAGUACUCUGACAAAGAGUACUACACACUGCAAUAUUUUGUUAGAAGCCCUUCUUUUUGCUAAUGGCUAGCCUGAAAUAUUUUUUUAUUUAAAAAUAAUGACACAAGAGUAAUAUAGUAUGUGAACUCUUUUGUAUAUGAAUUGUAUUCUUCACUCUAUCAGUCCUAUCAGAUGGCCACAUUAAAAAAAAUGCUGCUUUUUUAGACUACAGCUUCCAGAUUCUCUUAUGUGGGCUGAAAGAGAAGUUGUAAUGUAAACAAAAAAUUAACUUUCUGUAGUUCUUUCUUGCUGUAUUAUCAUGAGAGAUGUGUAGAUGAGAUGAAUGGCUGCAGACAGUCAGUAAAGUUGCCAGUUCAGCACCAUUCCAGGCAUUAGGCAUCAAGUUGCCACCACAGUUGCUCAGAGAUAGUUGUUUAAACAUAAACACACCUUAUUUACCAGUUUGGAAAUUAAGACUUACCUAAAGGGACUGUUUCCAGAUCGAGGUAAAAAGAAAGAAUGAAUCCUUCUUACUUAUUUAGGGAGAUGGGAUUUCAUCCAGGCUACAUGCUUCUCUAGCCAGAAGAUGAAUGGAGAACAGAAUGGUGGGUGAACCCUGAUGAUACAAUAACUGGAAGGGAAGACUGAAGCUAACUAAAUACAUACUGUAUACUACCAGAAAGUCCUUGCAAGUAAUUAAGCUUUGCAAAUUGUAGCAAGCUGCUGCAGUAUUAGCUGAGCUGGAAGUUUGAGCACAGUCCUCUCUUCUUGCCUGGAGCUGAUCCUACCAAAACUGGAGAAUUUGUACCCACAUCUCCUACUUGGAGAUGACCUAUAAAAACUGAAGAUGACAACCAUGAGAAGAAGUGAUGGCACCAUCUUUUCAA
Molecule: messenger RNA, 3266 nt
Organism: Sceloporus undulatus (fence lizard)
Lineage: Eukaryota; Metazoa; Chordata; Lepidosauria; Squamata; Phrynosomatidae
Gene: ASB4
Product: ankyrin repeat and SOCS box containing 4
Exons: 5
Coding region: 197-1468 (423 amino acids)
Biological process (GO): positive regulation of transcription by RNA polymerase II; intracellular signal transduction; negative regulation of delayed rectifier potassium channel activity
Cellular component (GO): membrane; axon initial segment; nucleus
Molecular function (GO): transmembrane transporter binding; transcription cis-regulatory region binding
Source: RefSeq, a predicted model, not a curated record